GGGAAGUUCCGUGGGGAAAAUGGCGGCGGCCGGGAGCACCCUUCUCUUCUUGCCGCCGGGGACUUCAGACUGAGCCUUCUUGGGAAGAGUGGGGACGGCUGGUGCCCUGCGUCCCGAAAGCCCGAACCAACUUGUUUCCCUCGUUAGUGGUGGGGGAGGGCUUAUCCUCUUGUGUAGGACUCAGGACCUCCCCACCGUCAGGAUGAAGGCUCAGGGGGAAACCGAGGAGUCGGAGAAGCUGAGUAAGAUGAGUUCUCUCUUGGAACGGCUACAUGCAAAAUUUAACCAAAAUAGACCUUGGAGUGAAACCAUUAAGCUUGUGCGUCAAGUCAUGGAGAAGAGGGUUGUGAUGAGUUCUGGAGGGCACCAACAUUUGGUCAGCUGUCUGGAGACAUUGCAGAAAGCUCUCAAAGUAACAUCUUUACCAGCAAUGACUGACCGUUUGGAGUCUAUAGCAAGACAGAAUGGACUGGGCUCUCAUCUCAGUGCCAGUGGCACUGAAUGUUACAUCACGUCAGAUAUGUUCUAUGUGGAAGUGCAGUUAGAUCCUGCAGGACAGCUUUGUGAUGUAAAAGUGGCUCACCAUGGGGAGAAUCCUGUGAGCUGUCCAGAACUUGUACAGCAACUAAGGGAAAAAAAUUUUGAUGAAUUUUCUAAGCACCUUAAGGGUCUUGUUAAUCUUUAUAACCUUCCAGGGGACAACAAACUGAAGACUAAAAUGUACUUGGCUCUCCAAUCCUUAGAACAGGAUCUAUCUAAAAUGGCAGUUAUGUAUUGGAAAGCAACCAAUGCUGGUCCCUUGGAUAAGAUUCUUCAUGGAAGUGUUGGCUAUCUUACUCCAAGAAGUGGGGGUCAUUUAAUGAACUUGAAGUACUAUGCCUCUCCUUCUGAUCUGCUGGAUGAUAAGACUACAUCUCCUAUCAUUUUGCAUGAGAAUAAUGUUCCUCGAUCAUUGGGCAUGAACGCAUCAGUGACAAUAGAAGGAACAUCUGCUAUGUAUAAACUUCCAAUUGCACCAUUAAUUAUGGGGUCACAUCCAGUUGACAACAAAUGGACUCCCUCCUUCUCCUUAAUCACCAGUGCCAACAGUGUUGAUCUUCCUGCCUGUUUCUUCUUGAAAUUUCCCCAGCCAAUCCCAGUAUCUAGAGCAUUUGUUCAGAAACUUCAGAACUGCACAGGAAUUCCAUUGUUUGAAACUCAACCAACUUAUGUACCCCUCUAUGAAUUAAUCACUCAAUUUGAGCUGUCAAAGGACCCUGACCCCAUACCUUUGAAUCACAACAUGCGAUUUUAUGCUGCUCUUCCAGGUCAGCAGCACUGCUAUUUCCUCAACAAGGAUGCUCCUCUUCCAGAUGGCAGAAGUCUACAGGGAACCUUAGUUAGCAAAAUCACCUUUCAGCACCCUGGCCGAGUUCCUCUGAUCCUAAAUCUGAUCAGACAUCAAGUGGCCUAUAACACCCUAAUAGGAAGUUGUGUCAAAAGAACUAUUCUGAAAGAAGAUUCUCCUGGGCUCCUCCAAUUUGAAGUGUGUCCCCUCUCAGAGUCCCGUUUCAGCGUAUCUUUUCAGCACCCUGUGAAUGACUCCCUGGUGUGUGUGGUUAUGGAUGUACAGGACUCAACACAUGUGAGCUGUAAACUGUACAAGGGGCUGUCAGAUGCACUCAUCUGCACAGAUGACUUCAUUGCCAAAGUUGUUCAAAGAUGUAUGUCCAUCCCUGUGACGAUGAGGGCUAUUCGGAGGAAAGCUGAAACCAUUCAGGCCGACACCCCAGCACUGUCCCUCAUUGCAGAGACAGUUGAAGACAUGGUGAAAAAGAACCUGCCCCCGGCUAGCAGCCCAGGGUAUGGCAUGACCACAGGCAACAACCCAAUGAGUGGUACCACUACACCAACCAACACCUUUCCGGGGGGUCCCAUUACCACCUUGUUUAAUAUGAGCAUGAGCAUCAAAGAUCGGCAUGAGUCGGUGGGCCAUGGGGAGGACUUCAGCAAGGUGUCUCAGAACCCAAUUCUUACCAGUUUGUUGCAAAUCACAGGGAACGGGGGGUCUACCAUUGGCUCGAGUCCGACCCCUCCUCAUCACACGCCGCCACCUGUCUCUUCGAUGGCCGGCAACACCAAGAACCACCCGAUGCUCAUGAACCUUCUUAAAGAUAAUCCUGCCCAGGAUUUCUCAACCCUUUAUGGAAGCAGCCCUUUAGAAAGGCAGAACUCUUCUUCCGGCUCACCCCGGAUGGAAAUAUGCCCGGGAAGCAACAAGACAAAGAAGAAGAAGUCAUCAAGAUUACCACCUGACAAACCCAAGCACCAGACUGAAGAUGACUUUCAGAGGGAGCUAUUUUCAAUGGAUGUUGACUCACAGAACCCUAUCUUUGAUGUCAACAUGACAGCAGACACGCUGGAUACACCACACAUCACUCCAGCUCCAAGCCAGUGCAGUACUCCCCCAACAACUUACCCACAACCAGUACCUCACCCCCAGCCCAGUAUUCAAAGGAUGGUCCGGCUAUCCAGUUCAGACAGCAUUGGCCCAGAUGUAACUGAUAUCCUUUCAGACAUUGCGGAAGAAGCCUCUAAGCUUCCCAGCACUAGUGACGAUUGCCCACCCAUUGGCACCCCUGUUCGAGAUUCUUCAAGCUCUGGGCAUUCUCAGAGUGCCCUCUUUGACCCUGAUGUCUUUCAAACCAAUAAUAAUGAAAAUCCAUACACAGAUCCAGCUGACCUAAUUGCAGAUGCUGCUGGAAGCCCCAGUAGUGACUCUCCUACCAAUCAUUUUUUUCCUGAUGGAGUAGAUUUUAAUCCUGAUUUGUUGAACAGCCAGAGCCAAAGUGGUUUUGGAGAAGAAUAUUUUGACGAAAGUAGCCAAAGCGGAGAUAAUGAUGACUUCAAAGGAUUUGCAUCUCAGGCACUAAAUACUUUGGGGGUGCCAAUGCUUGGAGGUGAUAAUGGGGAGACUAAGUUUAAAGGCAAUAGCCAAGCUGACACAGUUGAUUUCAGUAUUAUAGCAGUGGCUGGUAAGGCUUUGGGUCCUACAGAUCUCAUGGAGCAUCACAGUGGUAGCCAGAGUCCUUUAUUGACUACUGGGGACUUAGGGAAAGAAAAGACUCAAAAGCGAGUAAAGGAAGGCAAUGGCAGCAGUAAUAGUAGUCUGUCAGGGCCAGGAUUAGAUAGCAAACCAGGGAAGCGCAGCCGGACCCCUUCUAACGAUGGUAAAAGCAAAGAUAAGCCUCCAAAGCGAAAGAAGGCAGACACUGAGGGAAAGUCUCCAUCUCACAGUUCUUCUAACCGACCUUUCACCCCACCUACCAGUACAGGUGGAUCCAAAUCUCCAGGCAGUUCAGGAAGAUCGCAGACUCCCCCAGGUGUUGCCACACCACCUAUUCCCAAGAUCACUAUUCAGAUUCCUAAAGGCACCGUGAUGGUGGGCAAGCCCUCCUCCCAUAGUCAGUAUACCAGCAGUGGCUCUGUGUCUUCCUCAGGCAGUAAAAGCCACCAUAGCCAUUCUUCCUCCUCUUCUUCCUCAUCUUCUGCUUCCAACUCAGGCAAGAUGAAAAGCAGUAAAUCAGAAGGUUCUUCAAGUUCCAAGUUAAGUAGCAGUGUAUAUUCUAGCCAAGGGUCUACUGGAUCUAGCCAGUCUAAAAAUUCAUCCCAGUCUGGGGGGAAGCCAGGCUCCUCUCCCAUUACCAAGCAUGGACUGAGCAGUGGCUCCAGCAGCACUAAAAUGAAACCUCAAGGGAAGCCAUCUUCACUUAUGAAUCCCUCUUUAAGUAAACCAAACAUAUCCCCUUCUCAUUCAAGGCCACCUGGAGGCUCUGAUAAGCUUGCCUCUCCAAUGAAGCCUGUCCCUGGGACUCCCCCAUCUUCUAAAGCCAAGUCCCCCAUCAGUUCAGGUUCUGGUGGUUCUCAUUUGUCUGGAACUAGUUCAGGCACUGGCAUGAAGUCAUCUUCAGGGUUAGGAUCCUCAGGCUCAUUGUCUCAGAAAACUCCCCCAUCAUCUAAUUCUUGUACAGCAUCUUCCUCUUCCUUUUCUUCAAGUGGCUCUUCCAUGUCCUCCUCUCAGAACCAGCAUGGGAGUUCCAAAGGGAAAUCCCCCAGCAGAAAUAAGAAGCCGUCCUUAACAGCUGUCAUAGAUAAACUGAAGCAUGGGGUUGUCACCAGUGGCCCUGGAGGUGAAGACCCAAUGGAUGGCCAGAUGGGGGUGAGCACAAAUUCUUCUAGCCAUCCUAUGUCCUCCAAACAUAACAUGUCAGGAGGAGAGUUCCAGGGUAAGCGUGAGAAAAGUGAUAAAGAAAAAUCCAAGGUUUCCACCUCGGGGGGCUCAGUGGAUUCGUCUAAGAAGACCUCAGAGUCAAAAAAUGUGGGGAGCACAGGUGUGGCAAAAAUUAUCAUCAGCAAGCAUGAUGGGGGUUCCCCCAGCAUUAAAGCCAAAGUGACUUUGCAGAAACCUGGGGAAAGUAGUGGAGAGGGGCUCAGGCCUCAGAUGGCCUCUUCCAAAAACUAUGGCUCUCCACUCAUCAGUGGUUCCACUCCAAAGCAUGAGCGUGGCUCUCCUAGCCAUAGUAAGUCACCAGCAUAUACUCCCCAGAAUCUGGACAGUGAAAGUGAGUCAGGCUCCUCCAUAGCGGAGAAAUCUUAUCAGAACAGUCCCAGCUCAGAUGAUGGUAUCCGACCACUUCCAGAAUACAGCACAGAAAAGCAUAAGAAGCACAAAAAAGAAAAGAAGAAAGUAAAAGACAAAGAUCGAGACCGGGACCGGGACAAAGACCGAGACAAGAAAAAAUCUCAUAGUCUCAAGCCAGAGAGUUGGUCUAAAUCACCCAUCUCUUCAGACCAGUCCUUGUCUAUGACAAGUAACACAAUUUUAUCUACAGACAGGCCCUCAAGGCUCAGCCCUGACUUUAUGAUUGGGGAGGAAGAUGACGAUCUUAUGGAUGUGGCCCUGAUUGGCAAUUAGGAACCUUUUUAAGACAAAAGUGGCCAGAGAAAAACUAAGUUUAUAGGCAAACCACCAUAAGGGGUGAGUUAGGCAGGUCUGAUUUUGUGUUUAAGAAUCUUAAAUGGCAUGGUUUUGACACCGAGCUGGGUGAAUUUAGAAAGUCAUAGCCAGACCCAACUAAAGAGACCAUAGGGUUUGAUUCUGGUUACCAAGAAUCACUUUUUCUUUUGCCAGAUAAAAGGAAAAAAAAAGUUAAAAUACUUGCUUAUGAAAGGG
This is a messenger RNA of Lynx canadensis (Canada lynx), 5212 nucleotides long. RefSeq names its product mediator complex subunit 1 (gene MED1). Gene Ontology annotation, molecular function: nuclear thyroid hormone receptor binding; nuclear retinoic acid receptor binding; transcription coregulator activity. Lineage: Eukaryota; Metazoa; Chordata; Mammalia; Carnivora; Felidae. The transcript has 17 exons. The record is from RefSeq and is a predicted model, not a curated record. The coding region runs from base 203 to 4954 and encodes 1583 amino acids. Gene Ontology annotation, biological process: cellular response to thyroid hormone stimulus; regulation of transcription by RNA polymerase II. Gene Ontology annotation, cellular component: mediator complex.